Molecule: messenger RNA, 1139 nt
Organism: Oncorhynchus masou masou (cherry salmon)
Lineage: Eukaryota; Metazoa; Chordata; Actinopteri; Salmoniformes; Salmonidae
Product: CD2-associated protein
Exons: 4
Coding region: 37-546 (169 amino acids)
Molecular function (GO): protein binding
Source: RefSeq, a predicted model, not a curated record
AGCAGGAGAGGAUGCAGAAGAUCUACGUGCAGAGUGAUGGGCACUUUGAGGUAUUCACCACUGUCUUCUCCCCACAAGGUAGUAGCAGCAGUCAACUACAGGCCUCAAUGGCCAGAUGAACUUCAACUCUGUCAGGGUGACAUCAUCCAAGUUCUCUUCAGAGAUGAGCCCUCGUGGUGGUUCGGGCGUCUACAGAACGGGGCAGAGGGGUACUUUCCAACCGCAUGUGUGACCAGACUGAACCAGAGUGAUGAUCAUGAGCCAGUGAAUGCCAAUCCAAGCUUGUUACAGAGUUCAUCCAAGGAUGCAGCUCCUGAUGCCCCCUGUGGCUGCACAAGCGGUCGUAGUACUCCAAAGGUCCCCAGGCAUGAGAAAGAGAGCCUCUUCCGGGCCCUAGGACACGAGGCCUCCUCAAAGUCAGGCUCGGCCCACAGCUCCCCCAGCCUGUUGCACCGUGUGUUGUCCAAGGGCCACCGGAGGAAGAUUGACGCCCAGGGACUGGGAGAUGUAAAUUGCUCCAUCAAUGUAGCAUUUGAACCUGACUGAUUGUUUAUCUCUAAGAAUUGUAUCAUGUAUGUGCAGCCCUUUAUUCUGUGUUAGUUUCCAUGGCUGUUAGGUUCAUCAAAACACAAACUUCACAAAACUGGAGCUAUUAUAGCUGUCAUAUUUUGGGGUAAUAGUGAAAUAUCAAUCAUAAGGGUGUGACAUGUUACACUACUUGUUCUGGAGUAUGUUUAUCCUCUAUUUACCAUUGAGAUUAAUGGAGUACAGCAAAGUACAUGUUCUGUCAGUCUUCUUCUCUACUGUUAAUAGCCAACUGUGACCCUUAUUUGUUAGCUGUUUUUACCCCAUUGUUAUUUGCACUGCUGCUUCACUUUAAUUUGUACAUAUUGCAUAUAUUAUAUUUGAACAAAAUACAUUGUAAUGUUACGUCAUUGUUUGCCUUCUUCAUAGUAUGAUUGAGCUUCCUGCCCACCCAGUCUUCAGGCACUCACAAGCAAAACACACUCCUCUACAGUGGGAACUUACUGCAACACAAGCUAAUAGUUUUAGCGUUUUAUUUUUACCAAACUGAGGUACAUGUGCACAAGUUGGCAGUGACUCUAUACACAGGUGACAUAAACAAUGUGCCAUAUAAA